Messenger RNA from Lytechinus pictus (painted urchin), 3972 nucleotides. RefSeq names its product DNA-(apurinic or apyrimidinic site) endonuclease 2-like. Lineage: Eukaryota; Metazoa; Echinodermata; Echinoidea; Temnopleuroida; Toxopneustidae. The coding region runs from base 110 to 1852 and encodes 580 amino acids. The transcript has 6 exons. Gene Ontology annotation, cellular component: nucleus. The record is from RefSeq and is a predicted model, not a curated record. Gene Ontology annotation, molecular function: double-stranded DNA 3'-5' DNA exonuclease activity; endonuclease activity; DNA binding. Gene Ontology annotation, biological process: base-excision repair.
GCAGAUGACUCGAAUUGCACAUGUCGAACACACACACAUCCCUCGCUCAAACUUGAGCUUGUUGUAGUUGUGCCAGUAUAGCUUGGUCUUGGACCGUAAACUUGCGAAGAUGAAAAUUUUGACAUGGAAUAUUAAUGGGCUCCGAGCUUGCCGAAUUCCUCUCAAGGAAUUAUUCACCAAUCUAGACGCGGACAUUAUAUGUCUUCAAGAGACGAAGAUAACAAGAGAUCAACUAGACAAUGAUUUAGUUAAUGUGGAUGACUACAAUGCGUACUUCAGUUUCUCCAAGAAAAGAAGUGGAUAUUCAGGUGUGGCAACUUAUUGCAAAAAUAGCCAUACGCCUGUGAUUGUAGAAGAAGGGUUGACUGGCUUUCUCUCUCGUGGAUCCAACCAGAGUCUUAUUGGUUGCUAUGGAGACCAGUCUGAGUAUACUCCAGAAGAAUUGCAGUCUAUUGAUGCAGAAGGCAGGACCAUUAUCACUCAGCAUCGAUACAGGAAGAAAGAUGGUACGACCGGAGAUCUUGUCAUUAUCAACGUAUACUGCCCUCGCGCAGAUUAUGAUAACCCUGAGAGGAUCAGCUUUAAGAUGAGAUUCUAUGGUAUCUUGCAGCUCCGAGCUGAGGCCUUGCUGCAGUCUGGAAAGUCUGUUGUGAUCGUAGGUGAUGUGAAUGCUUCACACAGGCGUAUUGAUCACUGUGAUCCAAGUGGUCAUGGGGGUAAAUUUGAAUCUCAUCCCAGUAGGAGAUGGCUUGAUGGAUUCUUGAAAGAUUGUAGAUGCCCAGAGGAGGAAAAUACAUCACCAUCAUCUCCAUACCAAGAGUUAAAUGAUAAAGAGAGGCAAUCCCACAAUGACAGUAACAUUGAUAAUGAAGAUUUGCCAUCAAAAGAUAACCUCUUUGUAGACACUUUUCGCUACUUCCAUCCAACACGGGAGAAUGCAUUUACCUGUUGGUCCACUCUAACAGGGGCUCGACAGACAAACUAUGGGACUAGGAUUGAUUACAUUAUUGCUGAUGAGCGGUUGUGUAUUGAUGAGUUGACGGAGUGUGACAUUAUGCCUGACUUUGAAGGAUCUGACCACUGCCCCGUCAAGGCCACUCUACGAGGUGGCUGCUCCCCAGCGGAACAGCUGCAUCCAUUGUGUGCCAAGCUCAUGCCCGAGUUUGCAGGGAAGCAGCAGAAAUUGUCCAACUUCUUCCAGAAAGUGUCUCCUUCCAAGAAGUUUGAGAUCCAUGGGAAGGCUAUGUCUGGUGAGAAUCAACAGGGAGGUGGGUCCAGACUGAGUGUUGGUAAGCGAGAAGGGCGGUCUUUGAUGGGUAACACAAGUAAAAGGGCCAAAACUGAUGCCAAGGUGGCCAAGACAGGGAACAUUGCAAGUUUUUUCAAGAAAAAGGUAGAUGCAAAACUCCAAAGCCAGACUGACCUUGAAAUUCACAAGGUAUCUACCAGUCUGGAUGAUACCAGCUCACUGCCAAACAGUCAAAGAAGUGUCGGAGACAUCAACAGCAGUGUUGGUUCUCAAAGUUGUGUUAAUGACAUUAUUGUUGAUACUGGCAUCUGUAGUUCCAAUGAAUCAGUGCCUGAUACAUCCCAAGCCAAAGAGACACAUCAAGAACAUGUUGAAUCCAAGCCCAAAGCGAAGCAGCAACUAUCAUCUACUUGGAAGAACCUCUUUAAAGGUCCUCCACCUCCACCAAAGUGCAGAGGACACCAAGAGCCAUGCCUAUUACGGACAGUCAAGAAGGCUGGACCCAACCUAGGGAAGCAGUUCUUUGUGUGCAACAGACCCGAGGGCCAUAAGAACAACCCUGAGGCAAGAUGUAAUCACUUUGAAUGGGUUUCCAAAAGGUGAUCUUAAAUUAAGUCUUAUUUAAAUGCAAGUUAAUUUCUUUUCUCUCAGAAUGAAUCAUGUGGCUCUUGGGAGAUUUUGUUGAUGGGUUUAAGACAUAUAAUGAACCAGUUCAAAGAUAUUUUCUGUAUCACAUUUCAUGAUCAAAUUAAUUACACUGUGUCAAGUCAAACCAGCAUGCUGAAAUUUUGUUCAGUAUUUAAAUGCAAAACAGUGUUCAUUAUUAACAUCAGUACUUUAUUUCAAGGCCAAGAUCACCCCCAAUGUUGUGGGUGGAAAACACAUUUAAGCCUAUGCAAUGACAACCAUAGAAUGGUAAUUUUUAAGGAAAGUACAUCACAUUAUGAAGAAAGAACUAUAGAACUAUUCUUAUAUUCUCAGAGAUUUGUCUGGCUCAUGAAACAAAUAUUCUCAUCUCAGUCAAAGUUUUUGAGAGAGGUUUUAGGUAAUACCAUUAACCUAGAAUGAAUAAUUUGUGAAAAUCAUGAAUACCAAAGUGUGAUCGGUUUUCCAGAUUUCAAACCAUAUUUCAGUAGAGGAUGGUGAAAUACCUCCACAACGUGAAUUUUGUGGGAGUAGGUCAAAUAGGCACAGGAUAUGACCUCAUGAAUACAUAAUUAACCCCAUUGAAAUCAAUGUACAUGUAUUAUUGGCCUGGAACUAGGCAAAUAGAUGAUGUAUAGGUGUUCCCAUAAAAGAUAUGUUUAACCUGUUCUUGUCUCCUUUCUUGAACUGGUUUAAAACCACUGCACAAAACCAGUUAUGAAGAUCGCAUGUUACUAUCUAUUGCAAGCUCUGGUGAUGAAUAACAAGUUACUGAUCACCACUGGUGACUGUCAGAUAGCUGUGUUAAUCGCAAGUGAUGAUAAUAUCUGAAACCACCCUUAGUCAAAUCUGUUGUGACCUCAGAAAACAUAGGUACAGUAACGAACAUGGUUUUGCAUGAUAUUGUCUGAAGAAUCAAGAAUCCAUUUAACUUUGGUGAUUCAACUCAUGGAAAGUUGACUUAUAGCAGAUUUGUCAUUGUUCAGCCUACCCUGCACUCAUUUUCACUCUGCCAUUUGAAAUAUGCAUUUUUAUUUAGCAAAAAUUUAACAACACUUGCAAUAUUAUACAUAUUAUUCCAGCAGCAUCUAAUUUGUAGCAGCAUCAGUAUAUCACUGAAAAUAAUUGUCUUUUCAUUUGCAUUAAUCAUUUGUAUUCUUUAAUUUGCCAAAACAAUUUGAUAAUGUCUGUACUAUAUGUGUUCCAGGGUGUUUUCACAAUUCUAGUGUGAUUAUGAAGAGAUGAGAGAUGAAUAAUUAUUGAUUUAUUUUCAUAAUAGAAGAUGAAAUAGAUAAAUUCACUUCCAAUAAAUCAUAUUUUGAAAAGUACUGUGCAAUCAUCAUUUAGCACUGCUCUGGGAAAUAAAUUCCCUUUAUACUUGGAAUCAAAUUUAUACUCAGAAUGAAAUUAGAUCAUUGACUUUACCAUGAACAGUAACACAAUUUAUUUCGACCCUCGGAAGCAAUGUAGAUACAAGCAAUAAAUCAUUUAGGAAUUUCAUAUGAAAUUUGUAAGACAGUUUAUUGGAAAAGAAUGUGGAUUACAAAGAGUAUUUGUAAAUGCAAAACAUAUUGCAAAUUUUGUGGCAAAAAUGUAAGAAAAGGCUCCAAUCAUUUCUAUUGUUAGAAAUUGAAGAACAAGAUAUUAAAAGAGAUAGACUGGUUUAAGUGUACCAAUGAAUGUGAUUUUGUACAUAUAUUUUAUUCAAAUGUGAAGACUAGAAAUGCGAUGCUCUUGGAAAAUGGAAGUAUACCUUUAUAUAUAUAUAUCUCUAUAUAACCCUGUUUCGCUUUUUUUUUAUUUAACAAAAACAGUGAAUCAAUCUUUUCAGAUAAUAAUGCAUGGUUUCAUCAUAAUUAUUUGAUUUCCAUUCACCUCUUUUUCUGUGAAAUUUAUGCUUUGAAUCAAACAGUGGUUUUUAGCAUAUUUCUAAUCUUUAUAAAUUAUCCAGAGUAAUUCUACAAUUUGAGUUUUACCCAUUCUUGCUCUGUGCACUAAACCAGUCUUGUAUAAAUCAAAGAUUAUGUGAUGUAUAUAUAUUGUUUUACAGAAAGGAAUAAAGUAAUAUUCAUAAGUAA